Gavia stellata (red-throated loon) is the source of this 1106-nucleotide messenger RNA. It is a transcript of the gene MYD88, whose product is annotated as MYD88 innate immune signal transduction adaptor. Gene Ontology annotation, biological process: MyD88-dependent toll-like receptor signaling pathway; defense response to Gram-positive bacterium; Toll signaling pathway. Bases 1 to 906 code for a protein of 301 amino acids. Gene Ontology annotation, cellular component: plasma membrane. The transcript has 5 exons. The record is from RefSeq and is a predicted model, not a curated record. Lineage: Eukaryota; Metazoa; Chordata; Aves; Gaviiformes; Gaviidae. Gene Ontology annotation, molecular function: TIR domain binding; Toll-like receptor binding.
AUGGACACGGCGCCGGCGGGCCCCGAUCCCGGCCCCGGCCCCGGCCCGUCGCCGCCCGACCUCCACGCCGUGCCCAUGGUGGCGCUCAACUACAGCGUGCGGCGCCGCCUCGGCCUCUACCUCAACCCGCGGACGGCGGCGGCCGCCGACUGGACGGCGCUGGCGGAGGAGCUGGGCUGCGAGUACCUGGAGAUCCGGCGGCUGGAGGCGCGGCCCGACCCCACCGCCGCCCUGCUGGAGGACUGGCAGUGCCGCUGCCCCGGCGGCGCCACCGUCGGCCGCCUCCUCGACCUCCUGCGCCGCCUGGGCCGCCACGACGUCCUCCUCGACCUGGCCGGCAGCGUGGAGGAGGACUGUAAGAAGUACUUACAAAGGAAGCAGGAGCAGGCCGACCAGCCGCUUCAAGUGCCAGCAGUAGACAGCAGCGUGCCGAAGACGUCCGAACUGAUGGGCAUCACCACCAGGGACGAUCCGUAUGGGAACGGAACAGAGAUGUUUGAUGCUUUCAUCUGCUACUGUCAGAAAGACCUUCAGUUUGUCCAGGAGAUGAUCAGGGAGCUGGAACAAACAGAGUUCAAACUGAAGCUGUGUGUAUUUGAUCGGGACGUCUUGCCAGGAACGUGUGUGUGGUCCAUCAGCGGAGAACUUAUAGAAAGGAGGUGUCGGAGGAUGGUGGUCGUCAUUUCAGAUGAUUACCUGGAAAGUGAUGAAUGCGAUUUUCAGACCAAAUUUGCUCUUAGUCUUUCCCCAGGUGCUCGUCUCAAACGGUUGAUUCCAGUCAAGUGCAAAACCAUGAAGAACGAGUUUCCAAGUAUCUUACGGUUCAUUACAAUCUGCGAUUACACCAAUCCUUGCACUAAAAAAUGGUUCUGGACAAGACUGGCAAAAUCCCUCCUGCUGCCGUGAUGCAAAGUUGAGAGCUAGGUGCUCUUUUGUAAUCUAUCCUGGCUGUGCCUUCAGACCAUGGUGUCGUUCACGCAGGAUCUUCUACCACUUCAGAACCUGGAUCUUUGCAAUUGGUGUUUGGAGCCUGCGACCGGAAGCAAAAAAUUUUCUGUAGCACUUUUUUAUAACUCGGAAGGGAACGUAAAGCAACUGUGUGGGUG